AUGGAACAAGGGAGCCCGGAGACCCCCAAACCGGUAGCUGUCUCUUCAGAAUCCUCUCUCAAUGUGCUACAUUUCGACAGUGAUAUCAAAUUGCCUAAAGUGGUUAUAAAAGAAAGGGAUUCAUCUGACUUUGGAGAGGUCUCUGACUUGAAUCACAAUGUGUGGAUCUUCCAAGAUGAAAACAUUGUGUCAGUUCCACGGAGGGAAAGUGUGACUCCAGUCAUUGUCACUGUCAUCCCCUGCAAAUACCUGGCAUCUCCUGAGAAAAGCACAAGGUUUCCCAUUUACUUGGGAAUUAAGAAUCCAGAGAAGUGUCUGACUUGUGAGGACAUUGAAGGGAAGCCCACACUGCACCUGAAGGAUAAGAAAAUCUUAGACCUGUACAAAAAACCUGAACCUGUGACAAACUUCCUCUUCUACCGAAACCAAGAUGGCAGAACCUGCACUUUUGAAUCAGUGGCCUUCCCUGGUUGGUUCAUCGCUUCCUCUGAUAAAGGCCAGCCCCUCUUCCUCACUUCCAACCCAGGGGGAACAGACAAUACUGCUUUUAUAUAUAAUGGUUACAGUUAG
Molecule: messenger RNA, 570 nt
Organism: Sorex fumeus (smoky shrew)
Lineage: Eukaryota; Metazoa; Chordata; Mammalia; Eulipotyphla; Soricidae
Product: interleukin-36 gamma-like
Exons: 4
Coding region: 1-570 (189 amino acids)
Biological process (GO): inflammatory response to antigenic stimulus; cytokine-mediated signaling pathway; cellular response to lipopolysaccharide
Molecular function (GO): cytokine activity; interleukin-1 receptor binding
Source: RefSeq, a predicted model, not a curated record